UGUUUAUCCUCAUCGUUGUGGUGUUGAUGCUCCUCUGUACCCUGAGGUGUGUGUGUGUGUGUGUGUGUGUGUUGUGUACUCGCCCGAGUGUGUGCUGAGCAGGCUUGUGCACGCCUGACACACACACACACACACACACACACUUGCACUUCAUCCGACAUUUGUGAGGCACCUGGGCCUGGCACCGCCCUGCCCCGCCCCCGGCCCCGGGCGGCCAAUGGCGGCGGCGGGGCGGAGCGGGCCGGGGCGGGGCCGCCUUAUAUGACGGGUGGGCGGCGCGCGGCGGCAGUGGUGGUGGCGGUGGUCGCAGGUGAGGAGCACAGCCCCGCGAGCCUGAGUGUCAGGUGGCCGUCAAGGAGCCGCCGGGGCCGCAUGCCCAGCGCGCCAGCAUGCCGCGGCCGACGCGGGAGAGCUACGGCGAGCAGAAGCCGCCCUACUCGUACAUCUCGCUCACCGCCAUGGCCAUCUGGGGCAGCGCCGAGAAGAUGUGCACGCUGGCGGAGAUCUACAAGUUCAUCAUGGACAACUUCCCCUACUACCGCAAGAACACGCAGCGCUGGCAGAACUCCCUGCGGCACAACCUCUCCUUCAACGACUGCUUCAUCAAGAUCCCGCGGCGCCCAGACAGGCCGGGCAAGGGCGCCUACUGGACGCUGCACCCGUCCGCCAUGAACAUGUUCGAGAACGGCAGCUUCCUCAGGCGCAGGAAGCGGUUCAAGAUAGCCAAGCCGGAGAAGGUAGCGCUGGAGGCCGGCCUGGCGCAGAUCAACAACCCGCUGCGCCGGCUGGAGGCGACGCGGUGCGCCGGCGAGACGCUGCUGCCCGCCGCCGUGCCGCCGCCGCCCCCGCCCCGCCAGCCCUUCACCGUGGAGCACCUCGCCACCUCCGACGCUAAGCUGCCGCCGCCCCCGCCGCCCCUGCCCGGCGCCGCCCUGCCCCUGGGAUUCCUGCCGCCCACAGCCCUGCCGCCGCGGCCAUUCCACUACUUCCACCCACACGCAGAGGCGCUGCCGCCCCGCCUGGGCCCCCCACCGCCCGCCCUGCUGGCCGCCGCGCCCUACCCGCACCUGGCGCCCUUCACGCCCUCCCUCCACCACCUGUACGCGGCGGCGGCCAUGGCGGCGGCCCUGCCCCGACCCUCCGCGCCCCUGCCACACAUGGCCCUGGCCUCCCUGUCCGUCCUCAGCCCCAUGGCCGCCCACUACUCGCGGCUCCCGCCUACUACGACGACAGCAUCGGCGAUGGCAUCGGCGAUGGCAUCGGCGUCGGCGUCGGCGUCGGAAAAGGGGCCUGCAGCCUCAGAUUACUCAGUGUCGCGGCUCCUGGCGGCGCCCUGCGCCCCCGGGGACGACCCCGACGACGAAGAUGACAGCGACGACGACAUCGAAGUGGCGGACGAGGCGGGGUUUGGGGGCGCGGGGGGUGGGGGGGAGGGCGCGCAGGACAAGCGGGGUCAGGAGGCGCCCCCGCUGCCCCCCGGUGACCUGUUUCUCCGCACCUCCCCGCCCGUCCGUUCCAUCUGACGGUGACACACGCCCUUCCCGCCCCCCGCCAGCCCCCAGCCUCACGCCCACGCCUAAGGUCUAGUCCGGAGACGCGGGACGCACACGCCAGCGCCUUCGCCUCACCAGCCACCCUCAGGGCCUCCUGCUGUGUUUCCCCGCCCUCUCUCACCCCCUGUGUUGACCAGUGCCACCCUCCCCCCGUCUUUCAUCCGCCACCCUACACACACUCCCCGGGCCGCCAAGCACCCAAGUGGCGGCUCAUCAACUUUUCGCAUCAGUUCGUCGUGUUUUCAGGUUGUCAGACUCGCUGUGACGCAGGUAACUCCAAUUCUUUUCUCGAUAGCCCGUAAAAAAGCAUAAUAGGCCUUGAAUCAGGUAAUAAUGCGAUAUCGAUUAAAUGUUUGGGAAUAUUACAUGUAGCUCGAUGUUCUGGGCUUUUUUGUUAUCGUUAAAAUAAUGUGAAAAGCCACAGAGUCAUCUAACGCUAUUUUGGCCGAACGCUCCAAAUAAUGUCACUGGCUGAGAGACUUCCACUUCAAGGCGAACAAAACGGUAUCAUUCUCUUAACGUUCUCUUUCUUCUCUCUUGUUUGUCUCUUGCCUUCUUCUCUUUACAUUUAUUCUUUCUGCUUUUCUUGGUUAUUUUUGUUCUUAUAUUGCCUUUACCACUUUUUAUUUUUUUUUAUUUUUAUUUUAUUUCCUUUUUUUCUGGUUUUCUCAUUUAGUCUUUCUGCUUUUCUUGGUUAUUUUUUUUCUUAUAUAGCCUUUACCAUUUUUUAUUUUUUAUUUUUCUUCUAUUUCCUUUUCUUUUUUCUGGUUUUCUCAUUUAGUCUUUCUGCUUUUCUUGGUUAUUUUUGUUCUUAUAUAGCCUUUACCAUUUUUUAUUUUUUUAUUUUUCUUCUAUUUCCUUUUCUUUUUUUUUG
This is a messenger RNA of Eriocheir sinensis (Chinese mitten crab), 2427 nucleotides long. RefSeq names its product forkhead box protein B1-like. The coding region runs from base 390 to 1523 and encodes 377 amino acids. Gene Ontology annotation, biological process: cell differentiation; anatomical structure morphogenesis; regulation of transcription by RNA polymerase II. The transcript has a single exon. The record is from RefSeq and is a predicted model, not a curated record. Gene Ontology annotation, molecular function: DNA-binding transcription factor activity, RNA polymerase II-specific; RNA polymerase II cis-regulatory region sequence-specific DNA binding. Lineage: Eukaryota; Metazoa; Arthropoda; Malacostraca; Decapoda; Varunidae.